Molecule: messenger RNA, 5320 nt
Organism: Pundamilia nyererei
Lineage: Eukaryota; Metazoa; Chordata; Actinopteri; Cichliformes; Cichlidae
Gene: slc18a2
Product: solute carrier family 18 member 2
Exons: 16
Coding region: 97-1647 (516 amino acids)
Biological process (GO): xenobiotic transport; transmembrane transport; aminergic neurotransmitter loading into synaptic vesicle
Cellular component (GO): synaptic vesicle membrane; terminal bouton
Molecular function (GO): serotonin:sodium:chloride symporter activity; xenobiotic transmembrane transporter activity
Source: RefSeq, a predicted model, not a curated record
AUCAUCUCCUCCCAUCUCUUGCCUCUCCAGCUCGUCCUUACACGUCUAAGGACUACUUACCUUUUCGAUUGUAUUGCGCUUUCGGGGACUUGCGCCAUGGGGGGAUUAGACGCACUCCGGCAGUUUAAUUUGCUCAAAUGGCUCAGAGAGGAGAGACAAUCGAGGAAACUGAUUCUCUUCAUUGUUUUUGUCGCUCUGCUUCUGGACAACAUGCUGCUGACGGUGGUCGUUCCCAUCAUUCCCAGCUACCUGUACACUCUGGAUGAGUCGACAGACGUGCUUAAGAACAACACGGCACCGAAGCAGGAUUCUCCAGCUUCCUUCCAAAGCAUUGUGUCCUUAUACGAUAACACUGUUAGGUUGUCUGGGUUCAACACCACAGCUAGGACUACUGACCUGCUCCCUCUGACCCCUACUGGUACACAGCUCCCACCAAACUCAACCGACUGCCCCCGCUCCACCAACAAGCUGAUUAAUGAAAAUGUCAAAGUAGGAAUGCUGUUUGCUUCCAAGGCCACCGUGCAGCUGAUUACCAACCCGUUUGUAGGGCCAAUCACAAACAGGAUAGGAUACCAGCUUCCCAUAUUUGCUGGCUUCUGUAUAAUGUUCAUCUCUACUAUCAUGUUUGCCUUCUCAUCGAGCUACGCUCUGCUGUUUGUGGCCAGAUCGCUUCAAGGCGUGGGUUCGUCCUGCUCAUCUGUGGCGGGGAUGGGAAUGCUCGCCAGUGUGUACACAGAUGAUGAGGAGAGAGGUCAUGCCAUUGGCAUUGCCUUGGGAGGUUUGGCAUUAGGAGUGUUAGUUGGACCCCCAUUUGGCAGUGUGAUGUAUGAGUUUGUUGGGAAAACAGCUCCUUUCCUUAUUUUGGCAUUCUUGGCUCUGUUUGAUGGAGCUCUGCAGCUUUUUAUUCUUCAGCCCACCAAGGUGACACCAGAGAGUCAGAAGGGAACCCCACUGCUGACACUGAUGAAGGAUCCAUAUAUAAUAAUAGCAGCAGGUGCCAUUUGUUUUGGAAAUAUGGCUAUUGGCAUGAUGGAGCCAACUGUGCCAAUCUGGAUGAUGGAGACCAUGUGUGCCAGGAAAUGGCAGCUAGGCGUUGCUUUCUUACCAGCAUCCAUCUCCUACCUUAUUGGAACCAACAUCUUUGGCACGUUUGCACACAAAAUGGGGAGAUGGCUUUGUGCUCUUAUUGGAAUGGUUGUGGUUGGGAUCAGUGUAAUAUGUGUUCCCUUUGCUAGAGACAUCUAUGGUCUGAUUCUUCCUAACUUUGGUGUUGGUUUUGCCAUUGGCAUGGUGGAUUCCUCUAUGAUGCCUAUAAUGGGUUACUUGGUGGACCUGCGGCACGUGUCUGUUUAUGGAAGUGUGUAUGCGAUUGCUGAUGUAGCUUUCUGCCUGGGAUUUGCAAUAGGUCCAUCUAUUGGAGGUUCCAUUGCUGAAAGUAUUGGCUUCCCUUGGCUGAUGACCAUCAUUGGAAUAGUGGAUAUAAUAUUUGCUCCUCUCUGCAUCUUUCUGAGGAACCCACCAGGACAAGAAGAGAAAAUUGCGAUUUUAAUGGACACAAACUGUUCAAUGAAGACGAGAUCGUACUCUACUCAGGGGGCAUACUACCAGGGUGAAGACAUGGAUCCAGAAUAUGACGAUUAUGAUUAACAGGACCCCAGCCAUGCAGGGUAACCCUUCAGAGGAUCUAUUUUGUUGUACAAAAAGAAGGAAUAGAAGAAAAUCACAGCAAAUGAAACGAAACAGCCAAGAUAUUUCCACGUGAAUGUCCUGCAUUCAAUCGUCACUGUUCACUGUCUUCUUAGCAGUUGUACUGGAGCAAACCAAAGUUGUCCUUUAUCUGUGGUCUCAAGCGCAUUGUGUUGCACGUAUUUUGUUUAGCCAACAGCCUUAUUCGAUGGGAGCAAAACACCUUUUAGGUGCAGUUUGCUGAGCUGUCUUUAUCCAUGUACUGGACAUUCAGUUUUAACAUAACAGCCCUGGGUAUUAGUGUCAGAUUUAGGUGUGUAACUUGGUAUUAAAAAUGGGGAUUUGUGCGAUAAGUGGAGUUUGUCAAAAUCCAGGAGGAUUUGUCAGACGAUUUCUUUUGAUAUUUCCAUGAAAGGCCUCCCCUGCACCGCUGCUGUAGAUGACCUGUGUCAGGAAGUUACUUAGAUGAGGAAUGUAUUCUUAAACACAUUAUCAAUACAUGUUUAUCCUUCUAGCAAGAACACAGACUGCAUGUUUUUAGAAUCUCUGCAACCUUCAAUGAUAAAAGUCAAUUAGAAUAAAGCCCAUGUCCAGAUUACACCAGUGCUACCAGCAUAUACCACAGCUUAGUCACACGCAUACUUUAGCACAACAGCAUGGACCCCGUCUUGGGGCUCUGGUCUGCAAUGGUCGGCUUACUAAUAGAAAUAAACAUGUUACAAAAAGUCUUUACAACUAUUUUCCUCAUUCACAACAGACGUAUGAGGUACUUUUUAAAUAAUGUACACAUUAUUGUGUGAAUGCUUUGAUGAAAGGCGACCCUACACAGGUCCUGUUCAUGCUGCUGGUGAAGCAUUUGUCUGCUCUGGCGGAAACCAAUCUCCAGGUUCUGCCCUACCUUCAAAGCCUAUUAGACAGUUUAUAUGGUUUAUGGAUGCAACUUGCUAACCACUCUAGCUAGCACUGAUUUCACUCAUAUGGACAAAAGUACUGUGUUGCUGACACAUUACCCCUGCAUACUGUGCUCAGCCAUGGAAACCAGUUACUGAGUGUUGAUUUUUACACAGUAGCAUUCAGUGACUCCCGACUGUAACUUUACCUGUUACACUGUGGCUGAGCUGCUGUAACCAUAGCGACUCUUAACUCUGGAGGGGAGAGGUUUGAGUUUAUACACCUGUGGCAUUGUCACUGAAAACACCUGGAUUCCAAUACUUUUGUCCAUAUGGCUCCAAAACAGCAAACCUCUACGUGUGAGUCGGGAAAAUAACAAUGGCAUCAUGAAGGCUGUGUCCAUAUGUGGACAGUUCGCUGUAGGCAGAAGAGCAGAGUUGUAAGAAGACACAUUGGACCUUUAUGCUUUCUAUUGCCUCAAAACUGCCAGUGUAGUUUCAUACUGAUUAAUAAAUCAGUGUCUGCAGCAAAAGAUUUGGACUAAUUACUGUUGCUUUAAAUGUUCCAGUCUGACUGGCAUCUGAGAAGUGCUCGUUAUAUGUCAUAGUUUUGGCAAACGAAGAGCACCAACGUCCGUUUGGACACAGUUUGGUUUGUAAUGUUAACUGGACUCAGGUCUGGGCUCCUUCUAAUGGCUCAGUGCAUACUGGGACUAUGAGCUGGAUGACUUCAUAAACACUGACACAAUCCUGACUUUAACCGUAAGCUCUUCACUUUAUAAAAUAGUGUAAAAAUGCAUAAUUGCAAGACUUUGUUGGGCGCAGAGUUUUAUGUGUACUGGAAUAUAUUUAUUAGAACAAAAAUUCAAAACAGACAGAAGGAAACUGAUUUAAAAUAAAACUUUAAUUCAUUCAUUUCUGAAGGGAACCAGAUGAAGCAUACAGAUCCUGUUGGACAACACAACAGCAUGCAGUUUCUGCACUGAUUUUUAUUGUGGCCAAUAGUGGAAGCAGCAGCAUUUUGAUUGACAGUUAGAAGCGUGUAACCAGCUGCGGUUGAGUAUGGGGUAGGGUUGUUUCCUGGUGACCUUGCCCUGAGCCUUUCUGAGCCAUCAUUAAUGUUGUUUCUUACAUCUGUGCUUCCUGUGCUGUGUCAAAAUAUCAGUUAUGGAAAAGACAAGAAGUCUGUGUUGAGAAGCUGUAUCUGUUUAGUACAAUCACAACGAGCUCCACCAGAGCAGAGGACUAGGUCAGCAUACUGGAGAACAUGUUUAUUGUUGGCUUUGAUAUGUUGGCAGCUGGCAGCAGCUGUGUGCUAUACUGCUAACCUAGAAACACUUGUGAUUGCAGCGAUGUGCUCCUGCAUUCUGCUGGCUUGUAUGUAUGAAGUGCAUCUGCAACAAGAACUAGCAAAUACAAGCAUCCGUGAGUCAGGAUUGUAAGAUCGUAAGCUUCAUGUGUAGCAGUGACAAUGACAGCGUGAGGCAAGAGGGCGUGGCCACAUUUAAAUCAGGUACAGAAUGCGACUCAUGACGCAGUGUGACUGGACGUCAUUCACAAUCAUCAUUCGUUUAUAGGUGAGCCCAGAAACAUCCGAGUUUGUAAUGAUAAUAACGAAUCCUUAAUUAAAUUGCUUGAUAGAAAAUAAAAACACAUGCACAGGGUCACUUCAAGUCAAAUUUAUUUGUACGGCUCUAUUUAGACAUGAGGUAAAUCAGAGCGUGUUCACAGAGGGAAAGAAAGUUUAAAACAUACGAUAGUGUGUAUGAUGUGCACGCUGUGUACUCGACACAGCGUGCACAUCAUACAGUACUAUACCGGGUCAAGAACAUAAGCUACCUUCAGCUGCUGAUGCACAACGGAUGGACCGUUUGAUCUGACGCAGACAGUCUUGGCAGUGGCAGGCAUCCCCUCACACUCUUGAACCUCGAUGUGUUAACCACUACACUAUGGAGCAAUGGUGUGAAUGUUAUAUUAGAAGUGCAGAACUGGACUGACCUUCUAUUACAAGCUUAAUUCAUCCCAACUGAAAGCAAAGACAGAGAAACGUCUGUAUCAUGACAGCGUAGCUGAGCUUACAGGAUAACUAGCUUGUGCAACAAAUGAUUAUUGAAUGCAAGCUGGAUUCAGUGCAGUUUUUGGCUCCGCCCCGUAACCUUUGAACCAUCAUGAGAUUAUGUCUUAAGAUAGAUGACAGAUCAUUUUUUGUUUCUUUGUAGUAUAGCGCUGUUUGUCAAAAUGUUUGUAAAACUACAAACUAAUUAGUUGUUACAUUUUGAUGGCCUUGUUUCUUAAAAAGGUUCUUGUAAUGUUUAUGGUGUUUAUAAUGUACUGAAUCUUGUGCCAUAUGCUUUUUCUUUUUCCUCUUUCUGAACUGUGAAAACCUGUACUAGAUUUAAGCAAGAGUAAAACACUACCAUUAAUAUAAACCAUCUAGACUUGUUUAUCCAGAACGGGCCUCGCUGGACUGAGCUGGGAUCAACACGCCCAACACUCCUCUCUGAACUCUAACGACCAAUCUACGAGUCGUUUCUGGGUAUUUUUGUGCACGUUUUGUGGUUUUGGUCAGAAUCUAUUGAAAAUAUGUCACUUUGUCAGUCUUAUAUGUAUUUGACUGGAUUGUUUUUCAUACUUGUGGGAACACCAUAUGCUCUAUUAAAUGUUGUAUACUGUGCAAAAGCAGUUUUCUCCGUAAAGACGACACCUCCAAAUAUCUGGACGGCAGGAUUUUCUGCACAAUUAAC